GAAGGCCCUUGCCGAUAACAACUGGGAGUUUCAAACCGGGGUUGUGAGAAUCCUGCCAUGGUUGUCUUUCCAUAGUCAAUUGCAAAGCCAUUGACCCCACUCUUUUCAAGACAAAUAUUGGCAUUUAUUAUUACUGUAUACACUAUAUAGGUCUUUCUCCGACUUCCCCCCCAAUCCAACCUCCUUACCACUGCGCACAGAUUGAAUCCAGACAGCUUCAUCAAAAUGUGGAUACUGCCGCUACUAGGAUAUUUGGGGGUGAUUGUGGGGUUUGCGUUUCUCACCUUAGCUAUAGCCUCCGGCCUCUACUACUUAUCCGAACUUGUGGAAGAGCACACUGUCCUCGCCCGCCGGUUACUGUCCCGGUUGAUAUACAGUGUCAUCAUCAUCCAGAUCCUGCUACUUUUCAUCGACCGAUUCCCGUUCUUCUUAACCCUCCUCAGUGUUGUCUCGCACCUCAUUUAUGCGAGCAAUCUACGUCGCUUCCCCAUUGUCAAGCUAUCGGAUCCUCUAUUCGUUCUGUCUUGUAUUCUAGUUGGUUUGAACCAUUGGCUCUGGUUCCGUCAUUUCUCAAAACCAUCCCUUCAAACCGCGAAUAACUGGCGUCAACCAUACCAGGUUAAUAUCGAGGACAUGCCCACUUUCACAGAGGUGGCUUCUUACUUCGGUCUAUGUGUUUGGCUGGUACCAUUUGCUUUAUUCGUCAGCCUGAGCGCCGGGGAGAAUGUCUUGCCUAGUAUGGGCUCUGAAUAUGCCACAGGCGACCGAGUUGCUACCGCUGGUCUGAGUGACAGGGCGCUGUCAUCUGAUAGUAAAAUCAAAAGCAAGGGAAUGGCAAAAGCAUUGGUUGAUAAUAUCCGAGAUUGGGUGAGCGAAAAUGGGGAAUUGAUGGGAUUCUGGAGAGGAGAACGGACAAGAAGGUUCUAA
Messenger RNA from Monascus purpureus, 927 nucleotides. The record is from the annotation of a GenBank genome assembly. Lineage: Eukaryota; Fungi; Ascomycota; Eurotiomycetes; Eurotiales; Aspergillaceae.